UAAACCAUCAGAGUACAUAAUUUAGCACGCUAGCCCAGUGAUAAUGGCAUUGAGAAUAAUGGUUGCAUAUUAUUUUUUGAUUCAGUUUUAAAGGAGCUAAUAUCAAAUAAAAUAAGUAUGGAAAUGUUUGUUAAACUUUUUGUAUUUGCAAUCUAUACUUUGCAAGUUUUUAAUUUUCCAUUGGCCACUAUAACUGAAAGUUCUUCAAGUUUUGUAACAACCCCGUUAUGCCCAAAUCCUCUUGACAUUGUUAUUGUAAUCGAUUCAUCUGGAAGUGUGCAAAAGGAAUGGAACGAUAUUAUAGACCACGCGCAAUACUUUGCUUCUACAUUUAACGUCAGUGAACAACAUACAAGAAUUGGCAUUGUUGACUUUAGUGCUGUAGCCAAUGUCUACAAAACUGUUGAUAAUGAAAAUACAGAGGAACAAGUUUAUAACGCAUUAGAAAGUUUACGUGCAAGGCCACAAAAUGGGGAAACAUGGCUUAAUCUAGCAUUGCAAAGGACUAUUGAGCUCUUUGGUUCAGCAACCCCUCAAAGAGAAAACGUUAGAAAAAUUAUGGUUCUCUAUACGGAUGGGAAAAUGACAAACAAAGAUGAAGAAUCACUUAGA
Messenger RNA from Hydra vulgaris (swiftwater hydra), 612 nucleotides. NCBI's taxonomy places the organism in Eukaryota, Metazoa, Cnidaria, Hydrozoa, Anthoathecata, Hydridae. The record is from RefSeq and is a predicted model, not a curated record.